AUGGGAAUAAACAUUAAUGGGUUUUUAAAUAGAAACCGAUCACCACUUCUAACUACAUUUUCUGUAUUUGUUAUUGGAGCCACGAUAUUUGGGAUUUUUAGUCCAAUCAAGAAUAUUGAGCAAUCAAAUAGUGAGGAUUCAAAAUCCAAAAAACUGAAGCGAGUUGAUGGCGAGGAUUCUGAAGAAAACGAAGAGAAACCUAUCGACGAUAUUGAUCAAAAAAAUAGAAUUGAGUUAUUUAGAUUAUUAGGAAAAUAUAAGAUUUUUCCGGAUAUUAACACAGAUUUGAAAGAGCUAAGAAGAAUAGUCAAAAAUUUAAAGGGGUAA
This is a messenger RNA of Ascoidea rubescens DSM 1968, 327 nucleotides long. RefSeq lists its product as uncharacterized. NCBI's taxonomy places the organism in Eukaryota, Fungi, Ascomycota, Saccharomycetes, Ascoideales, Ascoideaceae. The record is from RefSeq and is a predicted model, not a curated record. Bases 1 to 327 code for a protein of 108 amino acids. The transcript has a single exon.